AUGUGCUUUGGAAGGUCAGGGGCGAUAUCGGAAGGUGAUAAGAGCCAGAAGAAAUCGCGCAAAGGAGCCAAGAAGAAAACGGGGGGCAAAAAAGAUGCCCACAAGACCAGAUCCAUCCUCGAGGACAUCCCCACCGCCAAAUUACCCGAAAAACCAUUGGACAUCAGUGUUAAGAAGGUCGAUGAGGUAAGCGUUGUACCUUAAGAGCGUUGCUGUCCCAAAUCAUCUAAAAAAUUUCCGCGACGUUUUGCGAAAGUUACCGUCGGUCCCACUUGUCAUUUUUCUUUCUACUCCGGCUUUCGGAAGAGUUGCCUUCUUUCGCAGGGAUCGACUAGUUUCGCGUAAAUAAAAAAGUAAAGUUUGCGUCUUUACCCAGUGCCUAAAGACAUAUUUUAGCAUAGACGAUGUACCAAGUCCGACAAAUGAAAAUGAAAGCGGGGUUUUCGGACAAUCUAGACCUCAAAACUUGCUAUGCAUCUCCGGGGUGGAUGUUGUCAUGCAUGCAGACAGUCUCGCCCAUUUGUUCGCAUUUUUCAAAGAUUUCGAUUCAUUAAGCCAUUUACCCCAGAAAACAAAAGUAAUGCCUUGAAGAGUAUUUGCAACUAUUGCAUUGUCUGUCGUCAAUUUUUUAAUGCUUCCACAAAAAUAAUUUUUUCCGCGCGAAACUGGCAAACUUAUUGGCCAAAAAGUCUUUAUUGGCCGAGAAGUACCUGAAACAAGAUUGGAAGUUCCGGGUGAACCACCCUGUAUAUUCCUUUGGGGGCGAAUUGGAACCGCUUUGCACAAAUCGUUCCUUAUAGCCCACAAAAAUCCGGCCUUAUGAAAAUUAGAAAAGAUAAUGUUCUAGAAACACAGAGCCUUAGCUAUCACUUCCUCCUGCUCGCUUACUUUGUCAGUCAAUUUUGGAACACAAUUGUGCUUUUCUCGAAACCACUUUCUGACUUUGCGGAAAGUGUAUGUUGCUUAAUAUAUGUGUGCCAACAAUUUGUCCAUAGUGGUUUCAAUUCGCCUCAAAAGGGAUAUACUGGAAAUGACGUCGUACAUUCUUACAGGAAGAUACCUUGCACGGCUACGAACAUUCCAUGAGUGAGCGUUUAUUCGAGGCCGAUCCAGAGAAGGAGACCAGCGAGGAGGAAAGGAAAAUGAUAAUGGGUGGGUGGAUAUAAAACUUUGAUAAGGGGCUUACAGAACAGGAUGACGUCAUCUUCAGAUCUUGUAGACAAAUAAGGGGUUACUCAACUUUCCCUAACCCCAUUACUUUCAGGGAGACAGUACUCAAAAGGCGCCGAAAGCAAUGAAUCACGAACCCGGAGUUGA
Messenger RNA from Bursaphelenchus xylophilus (pine wood nematode), 1317 nucleotides. Lineage: Eukaryota; Metazoa; Nematoda; Chromadorea; Rhabditida; Aphelenchoididae. The record is from the annotation of a GenBank genome assembly.